AUGGUGGGCAAAUUUCAUGCCCGUCUAUAUAAGACGGACCGUGCGCGGGACUUUGAUCAUGAACAGGAUCGAUAUGUUCGGAUGCAACAAAUUUAUGAGACGAUAGACCGGCAAGGGUAUCAAUGGAUCGUGGUAUUGGUUGCUGGUCUGGGCUUCUUCUUGGAUGGUUAUACACUCUUUGCGACGAAUAUGGCUCUGCCUAUGAUUUCCUACGUCUACUGGAAAGACGAUACCUCCUCGAUCCGACUUACAUGUAUUAACAUGGCUACACUCGCUGGAACCCUCGUCGGAAUGAUUCUCUUCGGUUUCCUAGCGGAUAAAAACGGGCGCAAGAAAAUGUAUGGUGUGGAACUGGUACUGUUGAUUACAUCGACCCUCGGUGUGGUCAUGUCUUCGGAAGGCAAGGAUGGCAGUAUGAACGUCUUCGCCUGGUUGAUCUGGUGGAGAGUAUGCGUCGGAAUCGGUGUUGGUGCCGAUUAUCCGCUGAGUGCAGUUAUCACAUCAGAAUUUGCUCCAACAAAGCACCGUGCUCGCAUGAUGGCCAGUGUCUUCUUUAUGCAGCCACUAGGUCAAAUUGCUGGAAACGUGGUCUCGCUCAUCGUUAUCGCCGUCGGUCGAAACAAUAACACAGAUGCAGCCGAAAUGGCUCGAAAUGUCGAUAGUAUGUGGCGCUGGGUUCUUGGUAUUGGUGUCGUCCCCGGUGCGAUCGCGACCUUGUUUCGAUUCGCUAUUCCGGAAAGUCCGAGAUACUUGGUUGAGAUCGACGAUGACCCAGUCACUGCUGAGUUUGAUGCGACCACCCUCUUUAGUGAGCCGAUGGUCAGUCCUGGAUUUGAUGCACGGGGCUUUGGAACAGUGACUUCCAUUACUGGUACUGGUAGUGCGAUCCAACUCCCGCCGAUCUCCUCUCUGGCAAGUUCAUCCAUCCAUGAGGACGAAGAGUACAACCCGUUGCCACCCGCGACCCUCAACUCCCACUGGCGACUUGCGAAAUCUGAUAUCAUCCGAUACUUUUGGACAGAGGGUAACUGGCGCAGCCUAGUGGGUACCUCCGUGGCAUGGUUACUCAUGGAUUUCGGUUUCUAUGGAAUCAGUCUGGCAAGUCCACAGUUCCUUGCAAAGACAUGGGGCCAGCUUCAUAUCACCCAGUCGGAGCCAUACUGGAUGACUGACUCCCGAGCUGGAGCCAACGUUUAUGAGAUGUUCUUCCAGACAUCCGUUCGCGCUCUGGUCAUUUUGAAUAUUGGCAGCUUUGUCGGUGGUCUUUUGCUCAUUAUCUUCGCCCACCGCAUUGAACGAGUCGCUCUGCAGAAGUACACUUUCCUCGGCCUAUCCCUUCUUUUCAUCGCUUUGGGCAGUCUAUUUGUUUGCUUGGUAAAUAGCCCAGCUGCCUCAGUGGCGCUAUACAUUGUUGGUCAAAUUUUGUUCAACUUUGGCCCCAACGCAACUACAUACAUGAUUCCCGCCGAAAUCUUUCCCACUCGUUACAGAGCUACCUGCUACGGUCUCAGCGCUGGCGCUGGCAAGCUAGGUUCCAUCCUCGUUCAAAUCUUUUCAACCUACUAUCGAUUCGGCGGAGGUCUCGGAGACACCUCCACUCGCCACCACGGCAUCGUUCUUUUUGUUUUCAGCGGAUGCAUGAUUCUAGGUGCAUUCGUCACACAUAUCUAUAUUCCCCCUCUUCUGGAGAAGAAGGGCCGAAAUAUUCUCUGGGGCGGCAAGCCAUAUACUCUUGAGACUAUGGCUAUGGGUCGCCAGGGGCGCAAGAGUCGCGAACCAGGUCUCAGGAAAAGACCAACUCGACAGCGCUCCAUGUCGUACGCUAAGUAG
Molecule: messenger RNA, 1830 nt
Organism: Penicillium malachiteum
Lineage: Eukaryota; Fungi; Ascomycota; Eurotiomycetes; Eurotiales; Aspergillaceae
Product: phosphate transporter
Exons: 5
Coding region: 1-1830 (609 amino acids)
Biological process (GO): transmembrane transport
Cellular component (GO): membrane
Molecular function (GO): transmembrane transporter activity
Source: RefSeq, a predicted model, not a curated record